Aspergillus nomiae NRRL 13137 is the source of this 1187-nucleotide messenger RNA. RefSeq names its product tubulin alpha-1 chain. The annotation marks the transcript as partial. The transcript has 7 exons. NCBI's taxonomy places the organism in Eukaryota, Fungi, Ascomycota, Eurotiomycetes, Eurotiales, Aspergillaceae. The record is from RefSeq and is a predicted model, not a curated record. Gene Ontology annotation, cellular component: cytoplasm; microtubule. Gene Ontology annotation, molecular function: GTP binding; structural constituent of cytoskeleton; GTPase activity. Gene Ontology annotation, biological process: mitotic cell cycle; microtubule cytoskeleton organization.
AUGCGUGAGAUCGUUCACCUUCAGACCGGUCAGUGUGGUAACCAAAUAGGUGCCGCUUUCUGGCAGACCAUCUCCGGCGAGCACGGCCUCGACGGCUCCGGUGUUUACAAUGGCUCCUCCGAUCUCCAGCUGGAGCGCAUGAACGUCUACUUCAACGAGGCCAGCGGAAACAAGUAUGUCCCUCGUGCCGUCCUCGUCGAUCUUGAGCCCGGUACCAUGGACGCCGUCCGUGCCGGUCCCUUCGGUCAGCUGUUCCGUCCCGACAACUUCGUUUUCGGCCAGUCCGGUGCUGGUAACAACUGGGCCAAGGGUCACUACACCGAGGGUGCCGAAUUGGUUGACCAGGUUGUCGAUGUUGUCCGUCGCGAGGCUGAGGGUUGCGACUGCCUCCAGGGUUUCCAGAUCACCCACUCCCUCGGUGGUGGUACCGGUGCCGGUAUGGGUACUCUCCUGAUCUCCAAGAUCCGUGAGGAGUUCCCCGACCGCAUGAUGGCCACCUUCUCCGUUGUUCCCUCCCCCAAGGUCUCCGAUACCGUUGUUGAGCCUUACAACGCCACUCUUUCCGUCCACCAGCUCGUUGAGCACUCCGACGAGACCUUCUGUAUCGACAACGAAGCUCUGUAUGACAUCUGCAUGCGCACCCUCAAGCUCUCCAACCCCUCUUACGGUGACCUGAACCACCUGGUCUCUGCUGUCAUGUCCGGCGUGACCACCUGUCUCCGUUUCCCCGGUCAGCUCAACUCUGAUCUUCGCAAGUUGGCCGUCAACAUGGUUCCUUUCCCUCGUCUCCACUUCUUCAUGGUCGGCUUCGCUCCCCUGACCAGCCGUGGCGCCCACUCUUUCCGUGCCGUCUCCGUUCCUGAGUUGACCCAGCAGAUGUUCGACCCCAAGAACAUGAUGGCUGCUUCUGACUUCCGCAACGGCCGUUACCUCACCUGCUCUGCCAUCUUCCGCGGAAAGGUCUCCAUGAAGGAGGUUGAGGACCAGAUGCGCAACAUCCAGAGCAAGAACCAGACCUACUUCGUUGAGUGGAUCCCCAACAACAUCCAGACCGCCCUGUGCUCCAUUCCUCCCCGUGGUCUCAAGAUGUCCUCCACCUUCAUCGGAAACUCCACCUCCAUCCAGGAGCUCUUCAAGCGUGUCGGCGACCAGUUCACUGCUAUGUUCCGUCGCAAGGCUUUCUUGCA